GUUGGUGGCAAUGAUGCAAUUUAGCUGGCUGGCCACUGCGCACAUAUUUCGUGGCACCUACAGUUUUCAUCUAAAUAUAACGUGUGGAAAUCAAUGUUAUUUACAAGAAGGUUAAAUUCGGUUAAAUUUCAAUUGAUAUUUUGAUUUGUGGAUUUUCUUUUAAUAUUGUCUAGAUUUAUUUAACUUUAUCAAGUUAAUCUUAUCUAUCAAUGGGAGCUAUGACAUCGAGAGCGCCAGCCCUGCCAGUGCCCGUGUCGUCAGUGAACACGGCAGUGAUGUCGCCGGUGACAGUGGCAGCCGCAGCGGCACCAGCCGCACGGUCGCAAUCGCAUGCGGCGUGCCCCAGUCGCACAGCUGCGCCGCAGUCGCUUGCCGCAUGCCCCAGUCGCACCUCUGUGCCGCAGUCGCAUGCCACAUGCCCCAAGGUGAAUGGCGCCAGUCAACAACACACGCCUGCCAAGAAGACGCCGUGCGACUUCAUCUUCGGAAAGGUGAUCGGCGAGGGCAGCUUCUCAACCGUCUACAUUGCCAAAGACAUCCACAAUCGCAAGGAGCUCGCCAUCAAGGUGUGUGACAAACGUGCCAUUCUGCGCGAACACAAGGUGGAGUACAUCAAGCGAGAGAAGGACGUGCUGAACAUGGUUAGCAACAGUGGCGCGCCGUUCUUCGUGAAGCUGUUCGCGACAUUCCAGGACGCGACACGCCUCUACUUUGUGCUGACCUACGCCAAACACGGCGAGCUGCUGCCGCACAUCAACCGUGUCGGCUCGUUCGACAUGGCCUCCUCGCGGUUCUACGCGGCCGAGAUCCUCGUCGCCUUGGAGCACCUCAAGCGCCUCAACAUCGUGCAUCGCGACCUCAAACCGGAGAACAUCCUGCUUGACGAGAACAUGCACAUACUCAUCACCGACUUUGGAUCCUCCAAAAUUAUGACCGACCACAAUGAUACCAAUGUUUUUGGUGCAGAUAAAGACGACAGAUCUAGAGCGAGGAGGAACAGAUUUGUUGGGACAGCACAGUACGUUUCUCCAGAGCUUCUGACCGCCAAAACCGCCUCCGCCAGCUCCGAUCUGUGGGCUUUCGGCUGCAUCAUCUACCAAAUGGUCUAUGGUCUACCUCCAUUCCGAUCAGAGACUGAAUUCCUAAUUUUCAAACAGAUAAGGAACCUAAACUACGAAUUCCCUGAUGGAUUCUGCCCUGUCGCUAAGGAUCUUAUUGAAAAACUGUUGGUUCUAGAGCCAAGCCAGAGGUUAGGAGCGUCAGACGAAGUUGGUUACCCAUCAAUCAGACAGCACAAUUUCUUCCAAAGUAUUGAGUUUGACACACUGCAGAACCAGACUCCUCCACUCAUCUACUCCUACCACUCGCCCCUUUGAUAUAGAGAAUAAGAUUAAUAAGAGCGAAGUCCGCUAUGAUUCCACUGCGCUAGUGUCGCCACCAGAAAUUUCGGACAAGAAGUCGAUUAUAUUUUUAUAUUUUCAUCGGUCAUGUUUCAUGUAGGCUAAGCCUAUAGUGAGGUCCACGUUAUAAUGACAGUGGAUAAAGAUAGAAGAAUAGCAAUGCCGAUUCUCUGCAUUAAUUAAUCAUAUUUCUACACUGUCAAAAACAUAAUUAGCACCAUUGUGGACCUAGAAGGAUAGUGCCACUGGCUUUGUCUAUAGACAAGGAUAGCAAAACCAAAGUUGAUCAAAUACUGUCUUAUAACGUGGAUUUCACUAUAGUGUCAAUAUGAUCGUUUAUUAUUGCUUCCUUACAGUUUGUAUUUUGAGAUAUUUAUUAAAAGACUUCAUUAAUAAAAUAGUAAUAAGUAAUAAAAUAUAAGUU
This is a messenger RNA of Nilaparvata lugens (brown planthopper), 1824 nucleotides long. RefSeq names its product putative 3-phosphoinositide-dependent protein kinase 2. Gene Ontology annotation, molecular function: ATP binding; protein serine/threonine kinase activity. Lineage: Eukaryota; Metazoa; Arthropoda; Insecta; Hemiptera; Delphacidae. The coding region runs from base 210 to 1376 and encodes 388 amino acids. Gene Ontology annotation, biological process: intracellular signal transduction; peptidyl-serine phosphorylation. The record is from RefSeq and is a predicted model, not a curated record. The transcript is spliced from 6 exons.